Molecule: messenger RNA, 1737 nt
Organism: Hippocampus comes (tiger tail seahorse)
Lineage: Eukaryota; Metazoa; Chordata; Actinopteri; Syngnathiformes; Syngnathidae
Gene: maf1b
Product: MAF1 homolog, negative regulator of RNA polymerase III b
Exons: 8
Coding region: 591-1337 (248 amino acids)
Biological process (GO): negative regulation of transcription by RNA polymerase III
Cellular component (GO): nucleus
Molecular function (GO): RNA polymerase III core binding
Source: RefSeq, a predicted model, not a curated record
AGGGGGCUUGUCUCCAUCAGACAGUCGUCGUUGUUGUUCGUAAACAGGAGGAAGCAGUGGAUUUUUGUCGACGUUUUCUCAAAUAUUUGGCUGGAUCCUAAAGGCGUUUACGUCGCUUCUCUUUUACCGUCCUACUGAUCGGUCGCUUUGACAACAGCGACUUGAUCCACCACGAAAAGAAAGCCUUUGUUUUUUUUCGUGCAAUUAGGUCGAAAGUGAUGCUGCUGCAGACGGACCCCGAUGUGCGCAAACAGUCACUGGAUGUAAUCUCGUCGCAUUUAAUCGGAAAGAGUAGCUUUUCUAUAAACCGAACGAGUCUCGAAGUGGCGCAUUCUCGACCGAGUGCUUGUAAAAGAUGUUUGAACGCGCACUAAUUGCUCCACUCUAAAUAGGGAAGUAAGAGGACGGUGGAAAAAAAAAUCACAAUAAUAAUAAUAGCAAGCUGGUCUAGCUGCGUACAUUAGCUUGGAGGUGACCUGAGCGACAAACACCACAAAAAAACAAGAGCUAAGAAGACUCAAGAGUGAGAUCAGCGACUUGUGUGGAACGGCUAAUCGGCUUUAUCGUCGAGGAAUAUCGAUUCGAAGGCGAUGAAGUUGUUGGAAAACUCGAUUUUCGAGGCACUCAGCUCAAGGCUGUGUGCUGAAACGGGAGAGUCUCGUAUCCUUGGGAGGAUCGAGAGCUACUCGUGCAAGAUGGCGGGUGACGACAAGCACAUGUUCAAGCAGUUCUGCCAGGACGGCGAGCCGCACAUCCUGGAGGCUCUGUCCCCGCCGCAUGAAAAAAAAUGUCUCCCUUCCUUCAGGCUGGCCAAGAGCGCUGAGGACCUGGAGAGCCCCCUGAGCGACAAGUGCUGCAGGAAGACCAUCUUCUACCUCAUCACCACGCUCAAUGAAUCCUUCAGGCCAGACUACGACUUCAGUGCGGCACGGGCACACGAGUUCAGCCGGGAGCCAAGUCUCAACUGGGUGGCAAACGCGGUCAACAGCAGCUUGUUCUCAGCCGUGGGUGAAGGAUUCAACUCUUUGGGACCCGAGUUGUGGAACGCCAUCGACCAGGAGAUCAACCUGCCCGCAUGUGACAUCUACAGCUACAAUCCUGAUCUGGACUCGGAUCCUUUCGGAGAGGAGGGCAGCCUGUGGUCCUUUAACUAUUUCUUCUACAACAAGAAGCUGAAGAGGAUCGUUUUCCUCACGUGUCGCUACGUCAGUGUCCUGAGCGGCUACGGCGGAGAUGGCCUGGACAGCGACGAGCUGGACAUGGAGCUGGAUGAGGAUGAAGAAGAGGAGCUGGCUGGCUUCACAGAGGACAGGUGCUCCAGAGUUGUGUGCGUCUGAAGUUUCACUGUCCGCUCUCGUGUUUUCCACCCAAAGCAGUUUUCAUGCAUUUUGUAGGACUAAAUGCAUGUCUUUAGAGUUUUGCUGUUCAACAAACGUGCAGGCAACAGACUCCCAGGUCAGAGAAAGUCAACAAAAAAAAAAGGCCGUUUUCUGGGCGAGAACGUUUUGAGCAAUGAACUUUUAUGAAAACUUCAUUUCCUCUUCACUGCUGCUUUUUACGUCACACAUUUUCCUUUGUUUGUCUCAUAUUCCUGUUUUUCUACAUUUGUGUGCACCUGAUUUUCAUGCAGUUUGAAUGUAGAGUGUACCCAAGCUACAUAAUGAUGAUGUACAUCUGUGCUUUCUUUUCAGUGUUCUAAAAUAUUGCUAAUGUGAAUAAACGUCUUUGGUGAGUGUG